AUGGGAGCUGCUGAUUUGGUAUCUGGAUCAGCAAUGACUACAAACUGGAGCACAGACUAUUCUGGUGUUGGUUCUGAUGACAUCUGUCCGUUGCAAGAGUUGCCAUAUGCUCAUAUCUUUAUACCCACCCUGAACUUCAUUACUUUCUUCACUGGCUUCUUUGGUAACUUGUAUGUGAUCCUGCUGAUGGCAAGAAAACAAGGCAGCAAGAGACUUGUGGACACAUUUGUUCUCAACCUGGCUGUGGCUGACCUAGUCUUUGUAUGUACUUUGCCUUUCUGGGCUCUGUCAGUUGCUCUUGGUUACUGGUGCUUUGGUGAAGUGAUAUGCAAGCUCAGCAGUUAUACCAUCUCUGUGAACCGUUGCUCUAGCAUUCUGUUCCUGAUGGGUAUGAGUGUGGAACGCUUUCUUGUGGUGAUGAAGCACUGGGAUUCCAGGUCCACUGGAACCAAGAAGAGCAUAGGCAUAAGCUGUGGUUGCAUCUGGGUGGUCUCCCUCCUGCUGGGAAUUCCAUCUCUAGUCUACAGGAAGUUGAUCCCCAUGAAAGACACCAGCCAGCCUUUGUGCCAAGAUGAAGUGCCGUCCACCACUUUCAGUUUGGUUUUGCUCAUUUUGACGUUUCUGCUGCCCUUGGGAGUCAUCUUAUUCUGUUACUGCUCUAUCUUCUUCAAGCUUCGUGGUCACAUCAGCCGAGGCAACAGGAGAAACAAUGCCCUUAAAAUCAUCUUUGCUAUCAUUGGAGCAUUCAUCUGUUUUUGGCUACCAUUCAAUACCUUCAACACAUUUCUUAUCUUUGCUGUGUCCCAGGACUUGUAUCUUUCUUGCCCAGUACAGACAGCUCUCAGGUGGGGACUGGCCAUCACUGCUUGUUUGGCCUUCACAAACAGCUGCAUUAACCCUAUCAUCUAUGUCUUUAUGGAUCAGCAUUUUCGACAGCAGGCUCUGAAGAACUGCCCGACAUUUUGCAGCAAAGGGAGUAAAAUGCAAAACUCAGCCCUGUCUUUUUCUUCUACAGAGUCAAGUCUUCUGUUUGCUAACAAGAAGAUCACCUCAGCCACCUCCACUCAUUGUUUGGAAGAUGUGAAAGGCACAAGAAGAGGUUAUAAACCUCCACAGGAUUUUAUUGUGGAUAAUAUGUGAUAUCCAUGGAUGUUUGUAC
This is a messenger RNA of Heteronotia binoei (common prickly gecko), 1159 nucleotides long. RefSeq names its product G protein-coupled receptor 25 (gene GPR25). The transcript has a single exon. Gene Ontology annotation, biological process: G protein-coupled receptor signaling pathway; immune response. Gene Ontology annotation, cellular component: membrane. Gene Ontology annotation, molecular function: G protein-coupled receptor activity. Bases 1 to 1140 code for a protein of 379 amino acids. Lineage: Eukaryota; Metazoa; Chordata; Lepidosauria; Squamata; Gekkonidae. The record is from RefSeq and is a predicted model, not a curated record.